This is a messenger RNA of Micropterus salmoides (largemouth bass), 7015 nucleotides long. RefSeq names its product unconventional myosin-Ic-like. The coding region runs from base 1126 to 4320 and encodes 1064 amino acids. Gene Ontology annotation, cellular component: myosin complex; actin cytoskeleton; vesicle. Gene Ontology annotation, molecular function: microfilament motor activity; actin filament binding; ATP binding. The transcript has 33 exons. NCBI's taxonomy places the organism in Eukaryota, Metazoa, Chordata, Actinopteri, Centrarchiformes, Centrarchidae. Gene Ontology annotation, biological process: actin filament organization; vesicle transport along actin filament. The record is from RefSeq and is a predicted model, not a curated record.
GACAGGAUGUGCACUGCUACGAGAGCACAAGUCCAUUAUUUGUUUUUAGAAAGUGUGUGCAUACACUUGCCUGUUGCUUGUGUAUCCUAAGGGAAGCUCAAGGACACACACUCAAUCUACUGGGCUGGUACUGGGACUGUCUGAGGCAGGAUGCUGGGUCUUGGAGGAAACCCUGUUCAGACCAGCCCUGUGUGUGUUUGUGUGUGUGUGUGUGUGUGUGUGUGUGUGAUGUUAAAAACUUAGACACAGUGCCAUUAAUCUAACAGAUGCUAAGAGGAAACAACAAGAUGAAGCGGGCCAGUGAUUCCCAAUCAGGAGGUACUUCAGGGUCACACAUGGAAAGAUUGUGCAGUAGCUCAACUUAUAUAAAGAAAAAUAGAUAUUCUUUCUUGAUUUACAAAUAGACAUCCACAUAUCAGGUCAUCGACUCACACCUGAGCACUACAAAAUGAACAAGCAUGCAGAGAAGUCUAAAAACAAUGGACAGUUCAAAUAGCCAAAAUAAAAGUAAUGGAUAAACAGUUUGAAUUGUUAGCUUAAAGUAAAAAUUGUCAGCUAAAUGCAAGACUGCUAAGACUUUACAGACAGCAUGGUAAUAUUUUCAUUCAAGACACAAAGGUGUUUUCCACUCCCGAUAAGCACGCACAUUUUUAUCUUCCCAUGCGCACACACUCCGGUAAGACAAAAGACACAUAUCCUCUGCAUGUGACAUCCAUCCCGGGACCGGCUGAGCUCCAUAUCCUCCCCAUGAUCCCUCAGCUAGAGAGGCAACAUCCUCUGGCUGCAGCGAGGGGAAGCUGGCCUCACUGUGACACUCGGCUCUGCAACAGGUAACAGCUCAACUCCAAAUCUCCGCGCCUAUACUCGAAACCUCCAGUCACCGCUUUCCGCUUUUGGAUCGUCGCGUCAGGAAGUCAAAUUUCCGUCAGUUUCAGGCAUCUCCUGGGACAGUCUUCUAGGCAGAUCCUCUUACUGCCUGACCAAAGGAUUUGCCAGAACGAUCCAAGGAGAGAAGAAUAUUUUUCCUCUGACACUCAUCACACAAAGUGUAAGAGGUGCACACACCACCAAACAAGACAAAGUCACUAUAAAACAGGGACGGGAAAGAAACGAGAAAAGGGAACAAUGAUGGAACUGAGGAUCCAGCUCAUCCCAACAGGGGAAAUCAUCCUUCCUCCGGGGAAGAACGGGGAAAACUACUGCCACAACUGCAAGGUGGUGGCUAGUGACGGGGUCCGGGCUAUGAUGGAGUCGGCCCUGACAGCCAGAGACCGGGUGGGCGUGCAGGACUUUGUCCUGCUGGAGAACUACACCAGCGAGGCCGCCUUCAUAGAGAACCUGCGCAAACGCUUCAAAGAGAACCUCAUCUAUACGUACAUCGGUUCAGUGCUGGUGUCAGUUAACCCAUACAAAGACCUGGAGAUCUACACCAAGAACCACAUGGAGCGAUACCGUGGAGUCAACUUCUACGAGGUCUCACCACACAUCUAUGCAGUGGCAGACAACUCGUACCGUUCCUUGAGGACAGAGAGAAAGGACCAGUGCAUCCUCAUCUCUGGGGAGAGCGGCGCUGGGAAGACGGAGGCAUCCAAAAAGAUCCUGCAGUACUACGCCGUCACCUGUCCGGCCAGCGAGCAGGUGCAGACCAUCAAAGACCGCCUGCUGCAGUCCAACCCUGUGCUGGAGGCCUUUGGCAAUGCCAAGACGUUGCGCAACGACAACUCGAGCCGCUUUGGCAAGUACAUGGACAUUCAGUUUGACUUCAAGGGCGCCCCAGUGGGAGGCCACAUCAUCAACUACCUGCUGGAGAAGUCCCGCGUGGUCCACCAGAACCACGGGGAGAGGAACUUCCACAUUUUCUAUCAGCUGAUCGAGGGAGGGGAAGAGGACCUGCUGAGACGCCUGGGCCUGGAGAGGAACCCUCAGCAGUACCAGUUCCUGGUCAAAGGUAACUGUCCCAAAGUGAGCUCCAUCAACGACCGCAGUGAUUGGAAGGUGGUGAGGAAAGCCUUGACUGUGAUUGGCUUCAGCGAAGACGAGGUGGAGGAGUUGUUGAACAUAAUCGCCAGUGUGCUCCACCUAGGGAAUGUGCAGUACGGUGGAGAAGAGGGCAAUGCCUGCAUCACUUCUGACACACAGAUAAAGUACCUGGCCAGGUUGUUAGGAGUGAAUGGGACAGUGCUGACAGAGGCACUCACGCACAAGACGAUAAUUGCCAAGGGAGAGGAGUUGAUGAGCCCGCUGAACCUAGAGCAAGCGUCAUCAGCUCGAGAUGCCCUGGCCAAGGCAGUGUACGGACGCACCUUCACCUGGCUGGUUAACAAGAUCAACGCUUCGCUGGCAUACACGGAUGAAUCCUUCAAGAACUACUCUGUCAUUGGCCUGCUGGACAUCUAUGGUUUUGAGGUCUUCCAGAACAACAGCUUUGAGCAGUUCUGUAUCAACUACUGUAACGAGAAGCUGCAGCAACUCUUCAUUGAGCUCACCCUCAAGUCAGAGCAGGAGGAGUACGAGGCUGAAGGCAUCACGUGGGAGCCGGUGCAGUACUUCAACAACAAGAUCAUCUGUGACCUGGUGGAGGAAAAGUUCAAAGGCAUCAUCUCCAUACUGGAUGAGGAGUGUCUGAGACCUGGAGACGCCAGUGAUUUCACCUUCCUAGAGAAGCUGGAGGACACUGUGGGAGGACACCCACACUUUGUCACUCACAAGCUGGCUGAUGCAAAGACCCGGAAGGUAAUGGGCCGUGACGAAUUCAGACUGCUGCACUACGCUGGAGAGGUCAACUACAAUGUCAACGGAUUUUUGGACAAGAACAACGACCUGCUCUUCAGGAACUUAAAAGAGGUUAUGUGUAAGUCAGAGAACAAGAUCCUGACCCAGUGUUUUGACAGGGAGGAGCUGAGUGACAAGAAACGCCCAGAAACGGCAGCCACCCAGUUCAAAGCAAGUCUGGCGAAACUCAUGGAGAUCCUCAUGUCGAAGGAGCCGUCGUACGUCCGCUGCAUCAAGCCCAAUGACGCCAAGCAAGCAGUUCGAUUUGACGAGGUGUUGAUCCGUCACCAGGUCAAGUACCUGGGGCUGAUGGAGAAUCUGAGGGUGAGGAGAGCCGGCUUUGCUUACAGACGGCGCUACGAGAUCUUCCUGCAGAGGUAUAAGUCCCUGUGUCCAGACACAUGGCCUAACUGGCAGGGGAAACUGUCUGAUGGAGUGGCCACACUGGUCAAAUACCUGGGAUACAAGCCUGAGGAGUACAAACUGGGCAGAUCCAAAAUCUUCAUCCGUUUCCCAAAGACCUUGUUUGCCACCGAGGAUGCACUGGAGACCAGGAAACACAGUCUUGCCACCAAGCUGCAGGCAGGAUGGAGAGGCUACCGCCAGAAGUCCAAAUACCAAAAACUCAGAACCUCAGCUAUUGCCAUCCAGGCGUGGUGGAGAGGGAUCCUGGCCAGGAGGAGAGCCCAGCACAGACGACAGGCUGCUAAUACUAUCCGCAGGUUCAUCAAAGGCUUCAUCUACCGCCACAGGGAGCGCUGUCCAGAGAACGAGUACUUCCUGGAUUAUGUGCGCUACUCCUUCCUCAUGACGCUGCGGAGGAACCUGCCCAAGGACGUCCUGGACAAGAGCUGGCCGACGCCUCCGGCUGCUCUCACUGAGGCCUCAGAGCACUUGCGUAAGCUGUGCAUGCAGAACAUGGUGUGGAGCUACUGCAAGAAGAUCAGUCCUGAGUGGAAACACCAGAUGGAGCAGAAGAUGAUGGCCAGUGAGAUCUUCAAGGACAAGAAGGACAACUACCCACAGAGCGUGCCCAAACUGUUUGUCGGCACCAGACUCAAUGGUGAGGACAUUAACCCCAAGGUGCUGCAGGCUCUGGGCAGUGAGAAGAUGAAGUAUGCAGUGCCAGUCACCAAGUACGACCGAAAAGGCUACAAGGCUCGGCCCCGCCAGCUGCUGCUCACCUCCAACAGUGUCAUUAUCGUAGAGGAGGCCAAACUCAAGCAGCGCAUCGACUAUGGAGCUCUAAAAGGUAUCUCCGUCAGCUCUCUCAGCGACGGCCUGUUCGUUCUGCACGUGCCCAGUGACGACAACAAACAGAAGGGAGACGUGAUCCUGCAGAGUGACCAUGUGAUCGAGACCCUGACCAAGAUUGGGAUUUGUGCCGACAAAAUAAACAGCAUCAACAUCAACCAGGGCAGUAUAAAGUUUACAGUGGGUCAAGGGAAAGAAGGGAUCAUAGACUUCACGCCGGGAUCAGAACUACUGGUGGCCAAGGCUAAGAACGGACACUUGUCUGUGACUGCUCCCAGACUGAACUCCAGAUGAUGGCCACUCUGACCACACACAUACACCAGGACCUACUUACUGCUCACCUCUCCCAUCCUCCAAUCACACGACCGCAGACGUUGCUCUGCCUAAGCCAAUCAGUUGCCAGCUGUCACUACACGGGUGGCAUGUGCUUCCAAUUUAAAAAAAAAACAAAAACAAAUAUAAAUCCAGCAAAACUAAUUGAUAUAUUUAUGUUUAUAUAUUAUAUUUUUGGGAUUAAUACUGUUGCUGUUUGAAAAUUCUGAUUUUAUAUAUGAGGCCAAGAAAUAACUAAUAUUUUGGUGCAUUUUUCUUGCACCAUGUGUGUUUAUUGUGCUUUAUUUGGGAACAUGACCAAGAAAAUGAUGAGGGAAGAGUCAGAAUAAGAGACAACAAUGAGAAGAAGGGGAUUGAUGAAAAUCAGGGUUAGUUCUUGCCUGUUGCCUUUUUUUCCACCGUUUACUUUUUCUGCUUGACUCAUAGCCUCGACUGUCUCCUUGACACUGCUUUUCCAACUGGGGUGAAUGGCUUGGUAUUGAAUCAUGAAGGUGUGUAGAACAAGGGUGACAGUAUGUAGGAGAGUUGUUGACGGGAUCAGAGACGAGGAAGAACAACUCAAAUGGUGAUGCUUUGGCACCAAAAGGCUGGUUGUCUCAGACUGGCUCACUAAAUCAGAAUAAAUAGUUGGAUGUGCUACUGAAUUUGUUUUUUUUUUAUUAUCUAUUUGUGCUGUGUCAGAAUAAGAAGGGAGCUUGUCAUGAGAGAUUCACUACAUUAAAUAAACAGCUGUGUAGAUGCUGCAAAAGGAACCAGGUAUGUGGGCGAGAAAAGGCAAGAGAAAGGUGAAAAGAAAGAACGCAGCGGUCAUUUGCCUUGACCCCAGGUGUUUGUGCCUUUCCCCUUGACUAAUUUAUUCUAAAGUGAGUUGAGCUGUAUAUUGAUGUGUGAAAACCAUGACACUCCGCACGAGAAUGAGGCGAGUUAAGUGUAGAUAGAAACCUGAAUGUCCUCUGACGGAAUGCUGUACAGCAGUCUUCCCUUGUUCAGAACAAAGUAACACGCUCUGACUUUGUCUACGGCCCCAGCAUCUCUCUCUCUCUCUCUCUCUCUCUCUCUCUCUCUCUCUCUCUCUCUCUCUCUCUGAACUGGUCAGAUGGCUACACCCCACCAGGGUUUGACCAGUAUUUUUGAAGCUGCAAUAACCUGUUUUUGUUUUAGUGUUGAUGUUCAAUAAAACGCUUUUCACAAUGCUACGCCUUUGAAGCUGCAAUUAGACCAAAAUGUGAGACUGAAACUGUGUUUAGCUCAAAUACAUGUGAAGGCCAAAAAAAAGUGAUAUUGUCCAGAUGUUUGACUGAUUUAAAUGUGACAUUUUUAAAGCAACAGUUUGACAUUUUGGGAAAUCAGCUGGAUCACUUUCUUGCCAAGAGUUAAGAUUAUUACAAGAUUGAUACCAUCCUCGUGUCUGUAAGCUAAAUAAGAAGCUAGCUUAUUUUAGGGGGGGAACAGUUAGCUUUGCUCUAUCCAAAGGUAAAAACCUAAACAUUUUGAUUAUAAUACAGAUGAAAGAAACACAAUUAAAUGUGAAUUAUUGGGAUUUAGAGGUGCUGGUAUGCAGAUAAGCUUUGAACAGAGCCAGGCUAUCGGUUUCCACCUCUUUCCAGUGUUUAUGCUAAGCUAAGCUCCAGCAUCAUGUUGAACACACAGAUAGUCCUAUCAAUUUUCUCAUUACCUCUCGGACAAAAAGGCACAUUAGUGCAUUUUCCAAAGUGUCAAACUAUUCCUUUAGUGCCAAGUAUAAACAUCCACAGUUUUUGCCCUUUUAACAAUAGAAAAACUUCUGAAAUACAGUAGCAUCUAAAUUGUCAUGGGAACCUAAUAUCCUUCAUUAACAGCAAAAUAUUUAUUCAUCCUUAACACCAGGUUAUGGGUCUCCUAUAGACCAGCUCUACAACAAAACACAUCUCCGUCUACUCUGACCAAAGACUGACCCUGAAAAACUUGUGUUAUUGAAAACUUUUGAGAGGAGCUCCAAAAUGUUUCCAAGAUUAUUUUUGUUCUUUUCUCCAGACCUCGCUCACUGACAAAACUUUUUCUCUGCAUGGCUCUGGGUGGCGAGGUGGGUGCAAUAUGGCGAGGCAGGACUGUGCGACCGCACUUACGAGAUACUAGCCAAAGAACCUGUUGAUUUAUAGUGAUUCUGUGUUGUACGAUUUAUAUGAUGUAAUGAUGUCAGUUCUGAAUGUCGUCUUGUUUCUUUCAGGAGGGAGAUCUGUAUGUACAGUUUGUGUUCUGUGUUAUAAAUGAGAGAUUCAAGCCAAGCGAGGUUUGAUGUGAAACAUAUGGGGAGGAAAAAGCUUUUAGUAUUGUUUGUGAACGCAAACUUGUUAAUGUGCCUUGUUGGAUAUAGCAAUACAACAGAUUAGAGUGGAAUUAGAAGAGAAAUACCUCCUUGAAUCUAGUCCCUGGCUGAUGACGGGUGUCGGCCCAUUUCUAAAAGUUUCCCAGCAUCAUCUAAAGGUCUCCUCCCUGUUUGUGUAUAAGCUUUAUUCAAAACAAGUCCUGCGUUUGUCUGUUGAUUUACAGAUGCACUCCUGUUAUCAGUCCUGACUUACUGUAUGCACCACACCAAUGUAUAAUUAUGACAACACACUAAAAAAAAAAAAGAUACUAAAGAUUUGAAAAAUAAAUUUGAAAAGUAAAUACAAACCGA